Molecule: messenger RNA, 1563 nt
Organism: Marasmius oreades (fairy-ring Marasmius)
Lineage: Eukaryota; Fungi; Basidiomycota; Agaricomycetes; Agaricales; Marasmiaceae
Exons: 6
Coding region: 1-1563 (520 amino acids)
Biological process (GO): protein phosphorylation
Molecular function (GO): ATP binding; protein kinase activity
Source: RefSeq, a predicted model, not a curated record
AUGAACUUCUUGAAGGGGGACACCAGCGCAAAGCAGAAGGCUCGUGUCGAUGAAAUAAUUCGCAUCGUAACAGAAGUGAAAAAUCAUGAGCAGCGUAACCAGCUCUUUCGAAAACGAGGGCAAGAUGCACAGAUAUGGCUCAACUCCUUGCAGGUGGCCGCCGAACUUCCUGAAAUCUCAACCGAACUUCGAUCGUCGAUAUUCAAAAUAAUGCUCAAGUUGUCGAAACACUCAGAUGUCACCCCGGAAUGUCUCAAUAUCAAGAAUGUAACUCGAGAGGGGAAACAUCCUAUUGGCGGGGGUGGUUUCGGGGACGUAUGGAAGGGAAAAGUCAGGCAGACCAUCGUUUGUUUGAAAGUAGUCAGGAAUUUCCAGCAGGGUAAUGAGUCCAAUUCACAGGAUUUACUGAAGCAAUUCAAGCGAGAAGCGAUUGUAUGGAAACAGCUCGAAUCCCAUCCCAACAUCCUCCCCUUUUUUGGAAUGUAUGACUGGGAUGGUGCUCCAGGGAAGUUAUGCUUGGUCUCGCCCUGGAUGGAAGGAGGGAAUCUCGCUCAUUACUUGAACCCGCGCCCACCUAAAAUGAAACCAGUUGUCGAUCAUAUUACACUGGUAACGCUGGCUUAUGACGUCGCUUCUGGUUUGGAAUACCUUCACGACCGGAAAAUUGUUCAUGGUGAUCUGAAGGGUGUUAACAUUUUGAUACGGACUUUAAAGCCGCUAAGAGCAUGCAUCGGAGACUUUGGGUUAUCCCGGGUCUCUGACGACCAUGCAAUCAGUCUGUCGACCACAUCACAGAGCCGUGUCGAAGGGACGUUAAGAUGGCUUGCACCAGAGCUACUAUUGGACCCAAGUUGUCGGUUAUCAAAGGAAAGCGACAUUUAUGCUUACGGGUGCGUUUGCUACGAGAUUUUUGCCAGAGAAGUACCAUUCUUCGAAGAGCCAUCAGAAGGUGCAGUCGUGCUCGCAAUUGUCGAUGGGAAGCACCCUUCUCGGCUUGACAGGUUGGAAGACGAUGAAUGGAACUUAAUGCUGGCAUGCUGGAGCUCCCCUCCCGCUGCCCGACUGACCGCUUUGGAGGUCCUUGAACGGAUAAGUGGCCUGGACAGCCUGCAAUCUGCAGUACGAAAGGCUCAAACCAUCGUGCCGGCUCCCGAUUGGGACUCCAGCACCCUUACUGAUAUCCGAAAGAAUGUUAAAUACCCUUCCACCAGCGCAUUAGCAGCGGACCUGGUUCGACAACAUCGCGAUCUAAUCUCUCAGGCUGAGGAGCAGUCGAAGUCGGACAAUAGACCGCCGGUCACACUGCGGGUCCACUUUGGACAAAAUAGCUCUCCUCUGCCGGUUUCUCCCGCGAUUACGCAUGAGGGCCUUGCUAUGGAACUUUGUCGGCAUAUUUCAGCGGUUUGGGGAGUGGAAUACGACCUGAGUAACAUAGUCAUUAAAUGCGAGGAGGAGCUGUAUCCCGGUCGCUUUGAAACCCUGGAGACGGAUAGAGACGUAAGAAUAGCCUUGAGACAGCUCAAAGACGGAGUUGUUCCGAUUUUUGUGUCAUGUAUAGAUUGA